Orycteropus afer afer is the source of this 1710-nucleotide messenger RNA. RefSeq names its product thrombomodulin (gene THBD). The coding region runs from base 1 to 1710 and encodes 569 amino acids. The record is from RefSeq and is a predicted model, not a curated record. Gene Ontology annotation, cellular component: membrane. Gene Ontology annotation, molecular function: transmembrane signaling receptor activity; calcium ion binding. The transcript has a single exon. NCBI's taxonomy places the organism in Eukaryota, Metazoa, Chordata, Mammalia, Tubulidentata, Orycteropodidae.
AUGCUUCGGGUCUUGCUCCUCGGUGUGCUGGCUCCCGCAGGCCUGGGUUUCCCGGCGUCCUCUGGUCCGCAACCCCGCGGCAGCCAGUGCGUUGAACACGACUGCUUCGCGCUCUUUAGGGGCCCUGCGACUUUCCUUGCUGCCAGCCAGGCCUGCGAACGCCUGCAGGGCCACCUGAUGACCGUACGAUCCUCGGUGGCGGCCGAUGUUAUCUCCUUGCUCCUGAGCGGCGACGGCGGUGACAGCCAGCGCCUCUGGAUUGGCCUGAUGCUGCCGCCUGGCUGCCAAGACUCUGGGAGCGUCGGGCCCUUGCGCGGCUUCCAGUGGGUUACCAGCGACAACCGCACCAGCUACAGCAGGUGGGCUCGGCCCGACCUCGACCCAACGCCCCUCUGCGGCCCGCUGUGUGUUGCUGUCUCAGCGGCCAUGGCGUCAGUGCCUGGUGAGCUGUCCUGGGAGGAGCAGCCGUGCACCGCAGAGGCUGAGGGCUUCCUUUGCGAGUUCCACUUUGCGGCCUCUUGCAAUCCCCUGGGCGCCGCAGCGAAUGCCAACGUCUCGGGCACCUACAUCACCCCGUUCGGGGCCCGUGGCACGGACUUUCAGGCGCUGCCGGUAGGCAGCUCUGCCUCUGUGGCGGCCCUUGGCUUGGAGCUGGUGUGCGCAGCACCUCUGCGGGGAGCAUCAGAGGCGCGCUGGGACCGGGCGACCCCCGGCGCCUGGGACUGCCGCGUGGAGAACGGUGGAUGCGAGGGCUUGUGCAACUUGAGUGCGGGACAUCCUCAGUGCCUCUGCCCCGCCUACGGUGCCUUGCAGCCUGACGGGCGCUCCUGCUCUGUGCGCGGAGCUCACUCGUGCCAAGACCUUUGCGAGCACUUCUGUGUCUCAAACCCUAAUAUGCCUGGCGCCUACAUGUGCAUGUGCGAGACAGGCUACCAGCUGGCGGCAGACCAGCAUCGGUGCGAGGACGUGGACGACUGCAUGCUAGAGCCCACUCCAUGCCCACAGCUCUGUGUUAACACGCAGGGGGGUUUCCAUUGCCACUGCUACCCCAACUACGAGUUGGUGAACGGCGAGUGCGUGGAGCCUCAGGACCCGUGCUUCGGGGUUAACUGUGAGUACCAGUGCCAGCCCCUGGGCCAAGCUAACUACACCUGUGUUUGCGCGGAGGGUUUCGUGCCCAGUCCCCACGAUCCUCACAGGUGCCAGAUGUUCUGCAACCAGACCGCGUGCCCAGCGGACUGUGAUCCCAACAACCUAGACCACUGUCAGUGCCCCGAAGGCUACAUCUUGGACGAGGGCUCCAUUUGCACAGACAUCGACGAGUGCGGCGAUGGCGACUGCCCAGGCGAGUGCAUCAACCUCCCUGGAAGCUUCAUUUGCACUUGCGGCCCCGAGUCGGCCCUCCCUGGCCAGGCUGGCACAGACUGUAAAGUGAUCCACAGCGACGACGAUGGCUCUGGGGAGCCCCCGGCCAGCCCAGCGCCCAGCGCCACCUCUAAUCCCCCAACCUCGGGACCCGUGCAUUCGGGCGUUCUCACUGGCAUCUCCAUCGCUAGCCUAUCUCUGGUAGUAGCACUUUUGGCUCUCCUCUGCCACCUGCGCAAGAAGCAGGGAGCCUCGCGGGCAGAGCUCGAGUACAAGUGUGCCGCCCCUGGAAAGGAGGUGGUACUGCAACGCGUGCGCACAGAGCCAACGCCUCAGAAACUCUGA